Molecule: messenger RNA, 6790 nt
Organism: Sitodiplosis mosellana (orange wheat blossom midge)
Lineage: Eukaryota; Metazoa; Arthropoda; Insecta; Diptera; Cecidomyiidae
Product: protein nubbin-like
Exons: 8
Coding region: 1399-3450 (683 amino acids)
Biological process (GO): regulation of transcription by RNA polymerase II
Molecular function (GO): RNA polymerase II cis-regulatory region sequence-specific DNA binding; DNA-binding transcription factor activity, RNA polymerase II-specific
Source: RefSeq, a predicted model, not a curated record
GAGUCAGUACCAUUUCACAUUUUAAACGAGGCGAACGUCGUUUUUUAUUGUUGCACGCGCUUAUUUAAUUUUUUCUUUUACAUUAAUAACAAAAACCAUUUUCCAAAUUCAUUUCACACAUUCAUGCACCCAAUCGACAUUCUAUCUAUUCUGUUUUAAAUUGUCGUCUAUCCGGAGCGCAGUCCAACGACACUGUAAUCAAUAAAUAUGUCUUAUUCAAUGUGCGACGGUGUUAAACGUUCCCAUGUUUAAUUCUCAUUGGAUUCGAUUUGUGCGGGAAAAAUCACGUGCAAAAUAUUUCGGUGCUUAAAUCUCGAUUACUCGAAAUUAUGGAUUAUUAAUUGCGGACAGUUUUCACGAAACGACUAGUGAAGUUUUUGAAGAACUUCAGUGACAAUGAUUCAUUCAAAGAUUGAUGCAAUCCGAUUAACUCGCAAAUGUGUUUAAUGGAUACAGUUUUUAAGUUUUUUUUUUUAUACGAAUUUAAUUUUGAGUGAAUUUUGAAAAUUUACUUGUGAAAAGUUCCUGACAUUUUUCAAAUAUGCAUGUGGAGUUCAAGUGUGAAAAUCAAAAACAUUCGCUUUGAAACGACUUUUUUGUGGGGAUUUUGAUUCUAAGUGGCAUAUUUACAUUCAACUGAUCGGAAACAUUGAACGGUAUUUUUGUCAGCUAGACAGAAGGAGCAUAUUUUGGCAUAACGGGAACACAAGACGCACCAGGCCAUUCGAAAGAUUCUGAAAAAGCUCUGUGUGCAAGAGUCCGUUGCUCACGGCUUCAAGAAAAUUCAAUCGCUUCAUUUGGCUAAUGAGAGAAUUUCUUGCUCUAAAAUUUCAUCGCCCAAUGGAAAUGAAUUUGUUUUGAUGUGUAGAAAACAAAAAUAUGCCAUUGAACAUUCAAGCUAAUCAGAUAGUUGCGCCGUGAUUGAUAGCUUAUGAUUUGCCGAAGUUAACACGGGAAUAAAUACGCACACGCGGAGAAACCAGAACCAAAACCACAUUACAGCCAAAAGUAAUCAUCAAAUCCACGCUUGCAAGGAGAUAAAAGACUCAUUGAAGCGAACCACUUACAAGCAGAAAAAAAAACGAGGUGUUAACAGACAUUUUUAACAGUCAAAGUGACUGAAAGAGUUGAAAGAGAGAGAGAAAAAACAAAGCAACGAAAUAAACCGGAAAAUUUAACGAAAAUCUGAUUGUUAUUGAAGCUCUGCUGCUACAACCGAAAACACAAUUUUAUUCUUUUUGUUCGUUGCUCCUCUUGUUGUUGUCCGAAGAGUUAACUGUGCUAAAUAAAGACAUCGGAACGCUGCGAUUGUUUUGUUUUUCUUGUCAGCAAGAGCGAGAGAAAGACUAGAGGAGAAAAGACAAGACAUUCCAUUGGGAGUGCACGGUGUGUGACAUUAUGCCGUUGUUGGUAGCACAAAGAAAUACACACCAAGGAGUAGCGGUAUUAGAUCGUUGCCAUCGUGCCACUAGUAACAAACUAUUAUUGGAACAUCAACAACCGCUCGAUUUUACUAUGUCCAAAUACAAACCAACGUCGCGUCAUCAAUUGUAUCGUCAAAUUUAUAGCGCCGAAGAUUCAUUGCAAUACGAUCAAAAAUUGCACGAAGAUCAAGAUAUGCAGUGGCACCGCCCGGUAACAACUCUAUCAGCCUCAUCAUCAGUGACAACGCAAUCGACACACAACAGCAAACCGAAGCAAAUGAACAGUAGCAUACCAUUUAGGGAGCUGCUUCUUCAACAGCAACAAAGUAAAUUGUUGGCCAGCGAUACGACGACAGCGACGAAUGUAGCUAGCGGCGCUGGUAUCGUUGCGACCACGCCAAACACUGAAAUCACAGCCAAUGCAAUCAUAUCGUCGGCCGUUGAACAGGAUCGCAUUGCGUUGGCAUCGCAUUUUCAAGAGCGCGACCGAUUAAUACUGCAACACCAGCAACAUCAAUUGCAACAGCGAAAGCACAAGCAAAAACAAUUGGACGAACACGAAAAGCCCUUUAGCUCUAGUAACCGCAUCAGAGACUUUGUGAUAGGCGGCGGCGGCGGUGGUGGUGGUGGUGUUGAUCGAGUCGUCGCAAAUAUCGCUUCUGGGAAAACGUCCGAUUUGAAUCGAUUAUCCAAAUCCCCAUCUCCGGUACCUUCACACGAUGAUGUGGACAGUAAUGAUUCAUGUUGCCCGCGUGGUAAAUCGCAAUCACCCGAGCCUUGUCAUCUAGACGAGCGACCCACAAAUCUUCACUUGGUUACCGACCAGUCGAGAAAUACACCAUCACCACCAAAUCCAACGACAAACAUGGCAUCUGCUUUAGCCGCACUGCAAAGCCAAUUACAGUUGGGACCGCUAUUGAUGCCAAAUCACCUAGGCCUUGGCAAUUUGGCCGGCAUGUCACCGCAAGAGCUGACUGCACUCACACAAGCAUUCCAACAAGUCCAACAAGCUUCAUUGCAGCAACAACUACAAAACUAUAUGGAACUGUUGCACAGCAGUGCCAAUACGUUGGGCCCACAGAAAAACGCAAGCGCCGCAAAUGCACAAAUCCAAGCGACCGCACAAUUUUUCCAGGUGGCCCAGGCAGCACAGCAAUUGCAAGCAUUGCAAAAGCAACAGCAAAUUAAAAACCAAGCAUCGGCCACAAUGUCAAAUUCACCGGUUCACAGCCCAUCAGGCAGUCCAGGCCUUCCGACACCCACAUCAAUUCUAGUGGGAAACAAUCAAACGACACCACCAAAUGUUAAUGUAAAUCUAAAUGUUGGCGGAAUUCUAACACCGUCGACACCUGGCUCCGGAACGCACACACCGCAAAUGCAAAAACAUUCGGCUAUGCCACGCGCUUUGGAACCAUCACCAGAGGAACCAGCCGAUUUAGAAGAAUUAGAACAAUUUGCAAAAACAUUCAAACAACGUCGAAUCAAAUUGGGCUUCACACAGGGUGAUGUCGGUUUGGCCAUGGGUAAACUCUAUGGCAAUGACUUUUCACAAACGACCAUAUCAAGGUUUGAAGCUCUCAAUCUUAGCUUUAAAAACAUGUGCAAACUGAAGCCACUGCUUCAAAAAUGGCUUGAAGACGCCGAUAAUAGCAUUUCCAAUCCGGGCGGCAUCUUCGGUACAAGUACACUAAGCAAUCCAUUGACAACGCCCGAGACGAUUGGUCGACGACGCAAGAAGCGUACCUCGAUUGAGACAUCGGUGCGUGGUGCUUUGGAGAAAAAUUUCCACUUGAAUCCAAAACCGACAAGUGAAGAAAUCACAAAAUUAGCCGAUCGAUUGUAUAUGGAAAAGGAAGUAGUGCGCGUAUGGUUCUGCAAUCGUCGCCAAAAAGAGAAGCGUAUCAAUCCGCCGGGUUCCGAGAGUCCGACCGGUGGAAAUGGAAGCGGCAGUCUCUCAUGGUUGCCAGCUCUAUCGCCGAAUUUGCAACAACAUUACACGCAAAUUUCCAGCCUAAAAUCGGAAUGACCUGCUUAAACCAUAGAUCCCAUCAUUCAAAAUGCAGUUGAACAGCCGAUUUGGUCGCCAAAUAACGAACUGAACCCUUUCACCAGGAAAUCAACACACAUCAACUGACAAAACAUUCAUACGAAAAUUUUUCCAAUCAUAUCGCAAUGGGAAAAACCAAGAAUUUAUUAAACGUUCAAUGUUUUUUGAUAACUUAAAUAGUUCGAAUCGAGAAAAAUACAAUGGAAAGUAAAAUCAAAUACACACACACACACAUUUAAAUGUAUGCGAAGGUAUUUGAAGAGACAUAACAUGGAAACACACAUGCAGUAGAAACCGACAUUUAUUCAAAGUUCCUAAACAAUUGUUUUUUAAAAAUCUCAAAUACAAAUCCGAAUUGAAACAAAACAUAAAAUAGAAAAGAAAAUCGAACCGAAUCGUCUAUGUCAGAACAAUUUUCUUCGCUUUUCUAAUUUUCUCGUUUCAAAACCAGCAAGACACCUACACAUACACAAGAUAGAAUUAGAACCGAUGUGAAAUUCCGUCGAUGACAUAUAAAUCAGAAUGUGUCACAGUGCAAUUCUUUUAAUACCGGUACUAAUACUAUAUUCGAAUGAUAAAUUUCUUUCACUUCUUUUCACUUAAUUUUUUUUUUCUUUUUGAAACAAUUAGUUCCUAAUACCGUUUACGAAUACAUUUUUAUGGUUUUGUUCUUUUUAAAAAAAAAACAUAAACAAGAAGAAAAGAAACUAGACAGAUUAAGGUUAAAAUUUAUGAACAUAGCAAAAUAAACGAAAAGAAAAGAAAUCAUCGAAGAAACAUUAAUGGCAAAUAUGAUCAAUGAACAUAAAGAAAAAUGAUGUAAAAGCCAAAAUGAAGGCUAAAUAGUACUAUGGAACUAGCGAAAGCAGACACAAAUGCAAAUGUAUAUAAAAUUAAGUAGAUUAAUUUAACUUUAAAUGUCACUUGUGAAAUGUAAAAAAUAAUAUUGAUGAUACAUGCAGACGGAAUGAAAAUAAGGGAGAAUAAUGAUGAUGAAGAAGCUGUUAUUAUACAUUACAAUUUAGCUGAAGUUAGAAUUCUAGACCGUAUAAAUAUCGAGAAUCGGCUGAUGAUGAUGAAAAUUCACAAUGAGAUCAAUAAAAUUUUAUACUUAAGUUCAUUUGUCUUUUUUUCACAUACCAAAAAUAGUGCUCUCUCUCUCUCCUGGGGGAUGCCCAAAUGGAAUAGAAAUACUAGAGAAAAAACAUGCCAAUGGAAAGAAAGACAGAUUGAAGUAUUAGCCACAUCUUCUUCUCACGCACAUACGCAUUUUUGAUUUUUUUUUUUGUUCAGAAAAGCAACGAUCUAUGCUCCUUCAUUGAUAAAUUACCUAAAAAAAUGUUUCUUUUCGAAAUUUCAAACUUGUUUCUUGAACAAACUCUUUCAAAAUGGCUCAAUUCCUAAAUGGCUUGAGCUGAUGGAAUUGUUUGGCUGAAACUAAAUUAAAGUUCGAAACAAAAUUUUCUGUAAACGAAGGUAAUCAAGAUGAAAUCCUUCAGUGGAAUGAACAUAUUUAUCAAUUGACGAACAUAGAACAAAAUAUGUUGUAAUCUGCGUGAGGAAAAGAGUGUGGAUUGCUUUUUGAGUUCCUAAUUUGUGCGAAGUAAAACGAAAUUUCGAUAAUCAAAAAAUUACCUUUUUUUAUUGAAUGAGAAACAGGGCCGUAUUUUUGCGUUUUUUUUAUUCAGAAAAUUAAAUUCCAAAAUAAAUCAUAUGAAAAUUCAAAGUCGACACUCAAUUUUUCUUUCAAAACCAGAUCCAGUUUACAUUUUUACACUGAAAAUGAAUCCAAUAGUACCUAUAGUAAUGUAUUUACAUUGAUGCCAGCACAUUUGAUGCAUAAAGCCAUAGCAAAUUUUUUUUUUAAUCCGAAAACCACACACAGAAAAACAAACUGAUGAUCUGUAGAGUAGUUUUUGUGACGAAAACUGUACAGUUUUUGAUCCAGGGCAGCUUUACUUUAGCAUAAUCAAAAUCUCAGCCGCAAUUUUAGAAAUCAUAAUUAUUUGUUGUCUGAUUUUAAUUUUGAUGCCGAAUGAUGAUGAGAUUUCAAUACGAGCAGAACAUAUCGAAGGAAUUAACAGAAAAUAUUUUGCGAAUGAAAAACAUUGAGAGAAGAAAAAUAAUGACAGUUAAGAUUCUAAAGAAACCAGCCGUAUACGUUUAAACGAACAAAAAAAUGCAUCAUUCGAGAAACAAAACGAAAAUUCGUGGCAUUAAACUACAAAACCAAUUGCAAUAACUGUUGACAUUUUGUGAAUAAAAAGAGAGAAACAUUAGUUAUUAGUUUUGUUUAGUUUAUUUUGCAGCAAUUCAAAAGAAGUUUUUUCGUCCAGUAGAAAUGCCGACAAACACAAAGUUAAGUGAAAAAUUCGCCAAAAUUCAUAUCAUAAAUAUACGUUGGCAAGAGAGAUAAAAAAAUGGAGGCUAAAUAAAGCAAAGAGCAUAAUAAAUAAAUUAAGUAUUAGAGCAAACAAAUGUAUGUAAAAGCACAGCAAAUCAGAAGAAUAAUUUUUUUUUCUUGUAAUUUUUGAUCGUGUAAUUGUUCGAAAGAGACAGCAUGUGUAUUUGAGUUUAAAGAGAAUUCACUAAAUUAAAUGUAUUAUAAAAUUAAAUAUCGUCUGUAUAAAAUGAAUAACAAUUGAUCGAGGAAAGUUUGAAAUUAAGACACAAAUGACACAAAAACCUAUCACGUAUUUAAAGAAAAACAACAAGAAAUAUUAAAUAAAUAUGGAAUAAGUGAAGUGGUGUAAACAUGUUAUAUGAAAUUUAUUACUUAAUUUAAUAAAGAAAAAAAAAACGUAUUUAAGCAACACAGAGAGACACACACAAAAUGCAAACACACAUACACAAUACAGAGCACAAACAGAAUUCAGUUGACACUAUUGAAAUAUUAUUUAUUUGAACGCGAGCACGCAGUAUUCUAAUGAUCCGUCGGUAUUUGUUUAGUAUAUUUUUGUUUGUUUCUUUCUCUUCUUAUUUGAAUGCAAAUACCAAUGAAGCAGAAGAAUCAAUUUAAUUCGCGGUAUUUGUUUGUGCACACAUUUUGACAGUUGACGAAACUGAUUUUUGUAAUACACACUCUAUUCCAUAAGUAAAUUUAUUAAAACAACAAACCCGUAACAAAUUGUAUCUAUAAAAAUCGAUGAAUGCAAAUACAACGGAAAAAAUUAAAGAAAAAAAAAACACAGUAAUAAACAACACAUCCAAAAAAAUGUAAAGGAAACAAAAAAUUUAUCUUGUAUAUUCUUCAUUAUCCAUUUAAAAUAAAUUUAAUAAAUGCAAAAUAAAUAGAAAUAUCUGAAGAAAUGUAUACAAA